Molecule: messenger RNA, 3834 nt
Organism: Punctularia strigosozonata HHB-11173 SS5
Lineage: Eukaryota; Fungi; Basidiomycota; Agaricomycetes; Corticiales; Punctulariaceae
Exons: 16
Coding region: 361-3747 (1128 amino acids)
Biological process (GO): peptide catabolic process
Cellular component (GO): cytosol; mitochondrion
Molecular function (GO): metal ion binding; metalloendopeptidase activity
Source: RefSeq, a predicted model, not a curated record
GGUUUGCCUUCCCAUUGUCCCCAUUAUUGUUGACUGUAUUGCAAGUCAUCUAACCCCCGAGCUCGAGAAAUUACGUAUGGGACGCCGUGCAUAACCUGAGAAAAGGUGAUCUACCGCGUUUGAGGAACCAGAUCGAGUUGACUGAGACCGACCUCGACGACACGUAACACGUUGCGGUACUUCCUUUGAGCGGCGACCUCGCAAGCGCUUCCAUCGAGACAAAACCAUUGCGUGAAGCUUGGUACUGCGCUCAGUCUUUUGUAGCGCAUGCGGAGUCUCCCGUUGCGCCUCGCGACCCUGCCUUGCUUGCGACUCCACAGCACCGACCGCUCUGUGGUAUCUCCUAUCAGGCGCUUCACCAUGGGCUCUCUCGAUCCCGACUGGAAGCCGAUCCAUGCUCGAGAGAACGUACCUGCAUACAGGCUCUUCACAAAGCCAAUCGAAAAAUCGGAACAAGAUGACAGGGACUACAGGGUGAUAGAACUGCUUAAUGGACUUCAAGCUACUAUCGUAUCAGACCCUGCAGCGGAUAAAGCUGCUGCCAGUCUCGAUGUAGCAGUUGGGCACCUGUUUGAUCCCGAUGAUAUGCCAGGUCUGGCACAUUUCUGCGAACAUCUAUUGUUCAUGGGUACGGAAAGUUAUCCAAAGGAAAACGAAUAUUCUGAGUUCUUGGCGAAAAACGGCGGCGCCUCUAAUGCUUUCACGUCCACCAUGAACACCAACUACUAUUUCCGAGUCAACACUCCUGCUCUGAGGGGCGCGCUUGCCCGCUUCGCCGCCUUCUUCCACUGCCCGCUUUUCUCGCCGAGCUGCACCCUCCGGGAACUGAAUGCCGUAGAUUCAGAACACAAGAAGAACCACCAAAAUGACAUAUGGCGGAUAUAUCAGCUCAACAAGAACCUCAGUCGAGAAGGGCAUCCUUGGAGCAAGUUCGGCACAGGUAACAAGGCGACUCUGGAACAGGCAGCACGACAAGCAAGGAAGAAAGGCCUUCUCGGUCCCUCGAAACUAGGGGAUGACAAUCUGGAGCCUUCUCGGAGCCCUUCGCCAGCGCCAUCUCAGGCAUCUACGACCGUCAGCGAAACAGAACCUGAUGGAGGUGUUGUUGGCCGAGAAACGAGGCGUCGCUUAGUGGAAUGGUGGACCAAGGAAUACUGCGCAAGUCGGAUGAAGGUCUGCAUCAUCGGCAAAGAAUCCCUUGACGAAUUGUCGGAUCUAGUCUCCUUGAUGUUUUCACCGAUACCCAACAGAGGAGCAACGCCACUGCCCACUAUCAACGAACAUCCAUUCGGGCCCAACGAAAAGGCUACAAUUGUAUCCGUGCAAACAAUCAUGGAUUUCCACGCCAUGGAGACGUCCUGGCCAUUAGCGUGGCAAGCGCCCCUUUGGCGAUACAAACCAGCUAAUUUCAUAUCUCAUUAUCUCGGACACGAGGGUCCAGGUUCUCUGCAUUCUUAUCUGAAGAACAAGGGCUGGAUAACAGCUCUGAGCAGUGGCCCGCAGAACCUUGGCCGCGGCUUCGCCAUGAUGAAAGUUACCAUACAUCUGACCAACGAGGGCUUCAGAAAUCACCGUUCCGUGAUGCUUGCGGUGUUCAAAUACCUUUCCCUCCUUCGUUCGUCAGCCAUUCCUGCUUGGGCUCAGCGAGAAACAAGCCUCUUGUCUCGCAUCCGUUUUCGCUUUCGGGAGAAGCGUCGUCCAGACGACUACGCUGUAUCUGUUGCUGAGUAUAUGUCCUGGCCGACCCCUCGCGAGCUCAUUCUCAGCGGCCCUGCGCUCGAUUGGGAGUGGAAGGACGAAGAGGGAGAGCGACUUGUCCGCGAACUCCUGAACACCUUGCGAGUCAGCGAAGGUCGUGCAGUAUUGAUGGCGCGAGGCGAUCAGCAUGCAUUGCUGAGAGAUGGUCAGGACGCGGAUUGGAAGCAGGAGCCGGUUUAUGGGACGAAGUUUCUGGUCGACAAACUUGACGCAGCCUUUAUGAAAGAGGCGGAAUCGGGAAAUGACAUCCAGGAACUCUUCCUACCGGGGCCGAACGAAUUUAUACCAACUAAUCUGGAGGUUGAGAAAACCCACGUGACUGAACCUUCGCGACGCCCGUUCUUGAUCCGAGACACUCAUUCGUCAACAUUGUGGCACAAGAAAGACGACCAGUUCUGGGUCCCAAAGGCUCAUGUCGUCAUACAGAUUUCUAGCUCGGCUGCGAAUACCUCUCCAAAGGCAUCGGUCAUGACAAGGCUUUACACAGAUCUGGUCAAGGAUUCGGUGAAUGAGUUCGCUUACAAUGCAGAAUUGGCGGGACUCGGAUAUGAUAUCGGAAGUUGGAGUAACGGCAUAUCGAUCUCUUUAUUCGGCUAUAACGACAAAUUGGCGGUGCUUGGGGAGCACAUCCUUGAACGCGCCCGACAUCUUCCCGUGAAAUCCGAUCGUCUGAAUGUCAUGAAGGAGCAACUGAAACGAGACUGGAAGAACUUCUUCCUCGGACAACCGUACUCGAUAUCUGACUACUAUGCCCGUGAUACGCUGUCGGAUCGCCCAUGGACCUUGUUGGAGAAACUCGAAGCCAUCGACUCUAUUUCGGCCGAGGACAUGCAGGAGCAUGGAUCCCAAUUAUUGAAGCAAACCCAUAUCCGAGGAUUAGUUGUGGGCAAUAUGAGCAAGCAACAAGCAACAAGUAUGAUGGAAGAUGUCGAACGCAUUUUGGGCUCGUCGGCUCUAGCAGCCGACGCUGCUCUUCUGCAUUGCCGCAUCCUUCCCGAAGGCUCCAACUACGUGUACCGCAUGCCAACACCUAAUCCGAACGAACCCAAUUCAAGCUUGACGUAUUACGUGCGCUUCGGUCCUACAACAGAUCGUCGCUUGCGCGUCAAGGCCGCUUUGCUUUCCCAUCUUCUUGCUGAACCUGCCUUCAAUAUCUUGCGGACAAAGGAGCAGCUUGGGUACAUCGUCUCUUGUGCGCCUUGGACACUCCUGGGCGAUGCAGAAACAGGAAUGCGGGUAGUGGUACAGAGCGAGCGCGGACCUGCGUAUCUUGAACGUCGCGUGGACGCUUUCCUUCGCGGGAUGAAAGAAAUCAUCACGGAGAUGACCGAUGCCCCUGAUGGUGAAUUUGAACAACAGAAGGCGGGCCUGGAGAAAAAAUGGCGGGAGAAACCCAAGAACCUGAAGGAGGAAUCGAACAGAUACUGGUCCCAGGUGGAGAAUAACUUCUUAGACUUCUAUCGUCGUGACCAGGACGCUGAUCUCCUUCGAAGUAUCACCAAGGCUGAGAUCCUCGACUUGUUCUCUUCCCGUGUCCACCCUGAUUCGAAGCAACACGCCAAGCUCUCUAUCCACAUGAAGUCCCAGAAGCAGCGUGCUGUGAAAUUGUCCUUCGAAGCACUGCAGGAGUUCGAGCGGUCGUUGAAGACAGCGGUCCCCGCUGACUCCAUUCCGCCCUCCUGGAAGGAGGAUCUUGGCGUCUCCGAAGCCACUGAUGAGGUGUCCGCGGUGGACCUCACAAAAUAUUGGCUAGAAAAAGCUGGAUCGAACUCGUUCCCCAAGGAAGGCGGUGGGACCGUGACUGCGCUGCUCAACACCAUUCCUGAACUCGCGCGCAAGCACAACACGGACCAAGACUCGGAAGAGCCUGAAACCGAAGCGCAGAUCAUCGAGGAUAUCAAGAAAUUCCGCGAUGGGCUACGGUUGAGCGCGGACGCCCAGCCUUUGGUAGAUUGGGGUGACCUCAACGGUGACGAAGCUAAAUUGUGAAGGCGAUAAUUUUUUAUACAAGUUGCGAGCUCCUUCUGAUACCAUGAUUGCGAUAUGUUCGAACGCACGCCCUAACGUAGAGAUUCU